Molecule: messenger RNA, 5692 nt
Organism: Artibeus jamaicensis (Jamaican fruit-eating bat)
Lineage: Eukaryota; Metazoa; Chordata; Mammalia; Chiroptera; Phyllostomidae
Product: zinc finger protein 418-like
Exons: 3
Coding region: 173-2560 (795 amino acids)
Biological process (GO): regulation of DNA-templated transcription
Source: RefSeq, a predicted model, not a curated record
AGCCCCGCUGGCGGGCGUUUUCUCUACCCCCCCGAUUCCUCCUUCAGACUCGCUGAGUGCUGGGCCCUGGUGGUGAUGCUGUGAAAGGAAAUCGGAGAAACUUGGUUGUUGCCUCACAAACGCGAUUGUGAGGUUCUGUGACUCUGCCCUGGCGACCUGUGCUUGCUCCGGGAUGGGGACCUCGGUGACCGGCACCCCCGUCUUGCCCGCCGCCCCGGCCUCAGUCCGCCCACGGAGUCCUUCGGCGGCUUCCGCACGGAGGCUCGCGGCCGAGGUUGUUUUGACCUUUGAGGAUGUCGCUGUAUAUUUCUCGAGGACUGAGUGGCUCCUCCUUGAUGAGGCUCAGAGACACCUGUACCUUGAUGUGAUGCUGGAGAACUUUGCUCUUAUAUCGUCACUGGGUUGCUGCUGUGGAGCAGAGGAUGUGGAGGCACCCACUGAACAAAACUUAUCUGUAAGAGUCUCACAGGCUAAGAAUAUCAAGGCAGCUUUGACUUCCCAGAAGAGCCACCCCUGUCAGAGUUGUGGGUGUGUCUUGAGAGACAUUUUCCUCUUGGUUGACCAGCAGGGAACACAACAGAGUCCCACACUGCUGAAGUGUGGGGCAUGUGCAAAACCAUUUUAUUUCAGUCCAAAGAGUCACCACCAGGAGCAGGACACAACAGAGAAUGGUUUCAUAAGCAGUGUGGACAGGGUGUCACUUGCAAACAGCUGCGAUUUCCAUGUGUCAUGGAAGCCUUGUACCUCUAGUCAGGUUGGAAAAUGCUUGCUCAUCAGCUCAGGACAUCUUGAGAAACUGGCUACUCACACCAUGCCCAGGGUAAAAGAAAUCUCUGAUUCUGGAAAGAUUUUUCAAAGUACACAUUACAACCCAGAAGAAUGCAAGAAAGCCAUUGGCUGUGACCACACACUUGUUGAGAACUGUGAUUUCCUUACAGGAAGACAGUGUUUCGUGUGUUGUGAAUGUGGAAAAUUUUCUACCAAUAGUUCGGCUCUCUCUGCUCCUCAUAGACUUUUCAUGAGAGAAAAAUCUUAUGAGUUUGUUGAAUAUGGGAAAUCUUUUACCAGUAGCUCUGCUCCCCCUGAUCAUCAGAGACUUCUCACUAGAGAAGAGUAUUAUAAGUGCGGUGAAUGUGGGAAAUCUUUUAAGAGGAAAUAUGACUUUAAAUGUCAUCAGAGAGUACACACUGGAGAAAGGCCUUAUAAGUGCAGAGAAUGUGGAAAGUUUUUUACCAGUAGCUCUGCCCUCUGUUAUCAUCAGAGACUUCACACUGGAGAAAGGCCUUACGAGUGCAGUGAAUGUGGGAAAUCUUUUACCAGUAGCUCUGCCCUCCGAUACCAUCAGCGAGUUCACACUGGAGAAAGGCCUUAUGAGUGCACUGAAUGUGGGAAACAUUUUACCAGUAGCUCUGCUUUCCGUUACCAUCAGCGAGUUCACACUGGGGAAAAGCCUUAUGAGUGCAGAGAAUGUGGGAAGUCUUUUACCAGUAGCUCUGCCCUCCAUGACCACAUGAGAGUUCACACUGGAGAAAGGCCUUAUGAGUGCCUUGAAUGUGGGAAAUCUUUUAUCAGUAGUGCUUCCCUCCAUGAUCAUCAGAGAGUUCACACUGGAGAAAAGCCUUAUGAGUGUGGCGAAUGUGGGAAAACUUUUAGGAGAAUAUAUUACUUUAAUUGUCAUCGCAGAGUUCACACUGGAGAAAGGCCUUAUCAGUGCAGUGAAUGUGGGAAAUCUUUUACCAGGAACUCUGCCCUCCAUGAUCAUCAGAGAGUACACACUACAGAAAAGCCUUAUGAGUGCGGUGAUUGUGGGAAAUCUUUUAGAAGGAAAUAUCACUUUAAUUGUCAUCAGAGAGUUCACACUGGAGAAAGGCCUUAUGAAUGUACUGAAUGUGGGAAAUCUUUUACCUGUAGUUCUUACCUUACUUGUCAUCAGAGAGUUCACACUGGAGAAAGGCCUUAUGAGUGCACAGAAUGUGGGAAAUCUUUUACUUGUAGUUCUUACCUUAUUUGUCAUCAGAGAGUUCAUGCUGGAGAAAAGCCUUAUGAGUGCAGUGAGUGUGGGAAAUCUUUUAAGAGGAAAGAAAAUUUUAAUUCUCAUCAGAGGCUUCACACUGGUGAAAGACCUUUUGAGUGCAGUGAAUGUGGGAAAUCUUUUACCAUGAGCUCUGCCCUUCGUAAGCAUCACAAAGUUCAUACUGGCAAAAGGCCUUAUGAGUGUGGUGAAUGUGGGAAAUGUUUUGCCUAUAGCUCUGACCUUCGGUGUCAUCUGAGAGUUCACACUGGAGAAAGGCCUUAUGCAUGUGGUGAAUGUGGGAAAUCUUUUACCAGUAGCUCUGUUCUUCGUAUUCAUCAGAGAGUACACACUGGAGAAAGGCCUUAUGAGUGCAGUGAAUGUGGGAAAUCUUUUUCCACUAGGAAUGGUUAUCGUUGUCAUCAGCGCAUUCACACCGGUGAAAGACCCUAUGAGUGUAGUGAAUGUAAGAAAUGUUUUAGACAAAGCUCCUCCCUUAUUCAACACUAUAGAGUUCAUUCUGGAGUAAAACGGAGUAAGUGUAGUUAAUGUGGGAAAACAUGAGCAGUUCUGCCUUUUGUCAUCAUUGAAGUAUUUACACUGGAUAAAGGCUUUUUGAGUGUUGUGAAGUUUGGAAAUCUUUUACCAAUAACUCUGUUGGUAUUAUCAGAGUUCACGAAGGGGGCUAGGCUUUAUGAGUGCUCUGAAUGUAGGAUAUCCUAUAGCUAUAACAGUCACCCAGAUUAGCAAGAAUAGUUCACAAAAAAGAAAAGCCUUAUGAGUGCAGUGAAUAUGGGACGUAGGUUUUUUUUUCCAGUUUUCUUUCUUUUUUUAAAAAAAAAAAUAUUUUUUUUAUUUAGAGGGGAAGGGAAGGAGAAACAGGAAGACAAACAUCAAUGCAUGGUUGCCUCUUAGCGUGUCCCCCAGUGGAGAAUUGGCCUGCAGCCCAGGCAUCUGCCCCAACUGGUAAUCAAACGAGCGACCCUUUGGUUUGCAGGCUGAUACUCAUUUUACUGAGCCACACCAGCCAGGCCUAACUUAGGAAAUAUUUUAUCUCAGAGUCAUACUCACCUUAUUCACAGUUCAGACUGGUUAAAUGCUUCAAGUGUGAAGUGAUCAUGUGAAAUCUCUAGCCAUAAGUUUAUAUCCUUUUAUCAUUGGAGUGUUCUCACUGUGUAAAUGGUUAUGCUUUGGGAAAUGUAUUUUUCCAGAGCAAUGACACCGAAGAAAACUUUGUGAGGAAACCUCUGAAUUUAAUUUAAUAUGUUCACAGUGUGGCCAUGUCUCAGAAUUUCAUGUUUAAAUUCUAAAGAACCUAACAAAGUACAACUGAAACUAGUUGUGAAUUUACACGGCUGGUACACAUUCUGACACAUAGUGUAUGUGGAUGGUUUCUCCCCAUCUCACAAAAUCCUGAGCGCUUUAUUUUUAUCAGUUCUGGCUCUUUAUAUAUGUUCAUCAUGCUCUCUGUUGUUUUCGUUGCAUUUCCCUACAGAUUUAUAGUGAGCAUUUUUGCAGGUGUGUAUGCACUACUAUUGUUUUUAGUAUAUUAUGUGCUUACAUAAUUUACUUGUUUUAUUAACUUCAGCUACUCUCCUGUAAAUAAUAGGUGAUAAAAUAGCAAAGAUACGUGUUGCAAUAUCACCACUUUCACUCCUUGAACAACAGGUAAUUUUCAGCUUAUGGAAAAUUUUGGUUUUUUGGAAUAAUUGUUCUUGAUAGUGGAAAAUAUUUCCUAAUUCAGAUUUUUUUGCUGCACAAUAUGUAGUAGGUACAUAUAUCCUUUUAAGGGAUACUCUGCAUUAUUAACACACUUUAUCACUUUUGUUAGUGCAAACAGUAAUAUAAUAAAAAGUCUUGCUUUUUAGUAUUCACCCAUUUUUAUGCUCUGUCAUCUGGGGUUUGCUGGGCUGGAGCAGGACUUGAAGGUGAAAUUAGUGGUAUGAGGAUAAACGAGUAUUUUUUCAGCCCUUUCAGAAGGUAAAGAGAAGAGAUCAGUGAUUAGAUCCUCCCCAUACCUUGGGCCAUGCAACCUGGGUUUAAAGCCUAGGUUUGACUAUUGUUAUGAUUAUAGAAAAUCAAUGCACUAUAUGGGACUCAGUAUUUUCGCUUGUAAUACAGUGAUAAAGAGCAGCCUUGAUCCCCCCUUCCUUGGUGCUUGUUCAAAAAGUACUUGCCUUACAUUUAGUUACCAACUUUGGGUACCACCUACAGGACAAAAUCCCCUGGAAACUUCUGCCCCAAGUUCUUGGGAAAAAUGAAUGGAGCUUUGCCGAUCUCCCAUAUCUGCUGCUACGCACACAGAUUACCGCAGGGAGGAGGUGGCUUCUGGGCUCCUGGGUAUCUGUAUGGAUUCUCCACAGGGGCAUCUCUGGGUGUCAACAAAAUUCCCCAAAACUCACUUCAGUGACUGAUAUGAAAUUAAUAACUGGCUCUCAUGAAGGUCAAUAGAAAUAACAAAAUUCAGUAAACACUGGUUUUGAUAUUCCAGGGUUUGUUUUUUGGUGAUGAUGAGUUUUUUAAUUCAUCCAUCAGUAGGUCAAUAACUGUUAGUGAAUUUCUCCGAAAACCACAUAUGAGGAAGGUAAAGGGGUUUGUCCAAGUUCACACAACAAACGUCAGGUUCAAGAGGCUUUAUUCAGUCAUUAGUGCAGUUCCAGAGCUGUAGACAUUUCCUAUUGUGGUGUAUUAAGGCCUCAGCACAGGGCAGAAGGACAGUAAAGACCAAGAAAACAGGAAACUCAGCUGCUGCAAUUAUAAUGAAAUGUCUGUAUUUUUCUCAUUUCUUAGAGUGCUUAACAUCUACCUCAUAGUAUUCUUGGGACACUUAUCUGUCAGUUCCAGUGAUUUUUCCGGGUGUAACUACUUUGAGCCUUAGCUGCAUUUUGUCUUCCUCCUUUUUAAGUUUAACACAGUUGGGCACUGAGGAGUCUUUCUGCACAUUCACUUAUAUUUUGCAUGAAAGGCUUUAAUUUUAUCGACUGCAGUGAAUGUAAUGCCUCAGUUUGACCCAUCAAGUGUUUUUGGUAUCUGUCACUGACAGGCACUCUAUACUUUUGAGGACAACUAAAUGUGAUACCUGGGGCCUAUUCAGAAGUGAUGCUGGAGACCUACAGUAUUGUUAUCUCCUUGGUGGAGAGUUCACCUCUUCAUACAGGAAACUCAGUGCCCACUUGACUCUACUCUGGCAGGACUGGCUGGAGGAGACAGUGGUGCUCACCAUCAAUUCCCUGCAGCCCUGACCUUGUUCAGUAACCACAUCCUCCUUUCCAGUGUCCCUGUGUCUGCACCAGAGAUCUUCGAGUAGGAAUGUAGUCCUUCUGAACAUAAGCCCUCGCUACAAUGCCCAGUAUACUCUGGUCACAACUGAGCUUCUUAAUCCUUAUUGCUCUAGGCGGGUACAUUGGCUAAAUGAUGAAUCAAUGUAUCUGUGUUCUGGUUAGCAGAAUUAUGGUUCAUGGGCUUUUUCAGAUAGGGUGAGUCUGGCGCAUCUUUGGUGAUAUUUGCAAUCUGCAUCCAUGACAUUUUACUAAACAAUUCAUUUAAAGGAACCAGGUGGCAUAUGUGGACACUGUAAAAUUCUCCUUUUCCCUCAUCUUUUCCUCCUCACUGCUGUCAGUACAAUGUCUUGCUUGGAUUAGUGCUAAAUCUUUAAAGCCCUUCUAAAUGUUACUGAUUUUU